Messenger RNA from Erpetoichthys calabaricus (reedfish), 12678 nucleotides. RefSeq names its product ubiquitin-associated and SH3 domain-containing protein B-like. The coding region runs from base 417 to 2333 and encodes 638 amino acids. The transcript has 14 exons. Gene Ontology annotation, molecular function: protein binding. Lineage: Eukaryota; Metazoa; Chordata; Cladistia; Polypteriformes; Polypteridae. The record is from RefSeq and is a predicted model, not a curated record.
AUUCCAGAUUGAGAAAGGAAGUGCCAGUGCAUGGGUUGUUAUUAUCAAAGACAGACUACUGUACGUGGUCCUGGGCUUUUGCUUCUUUCCUUUCCUUGAUUUGUUUGCAUAUUGUGGAAAUUGUUCUAGCUGGCUAAGGGAAAAAAUUACACUUCCUUCUCUGAUGACUUUGUGGUUCCAGACCAGGAAAUCGUGAAGCAGACUGAUCUGCAUUUCUCAGGAGUGCGGACGCAUUUUUAAAAGGCAGCGCAAGUGAGGGAGGAGAGAGAGAAGAGGGGGAGAGAGAGAGAGUGAGUGAGAGAGAGAGAGAGAGAGAGAGAGAGAGAGAGAGAAAGAGGAAAGACUGCGCGAUUUUCUAUGUUUGCGCGCAGCCUGUGUCUUGUGUAGCGGUCCGCGGAGCUCAUGGAACAGUGAACAUGGCUGCGAAGGACGAGCUCUACUCCAAAGUGACUCCCAGGAGGAACAAGCAGAACCGACUAGGGACUAUCAAGCAUGGAUCGUCUCUCGAUGUGCUGCUGUCAAUGGGCUUCCCCCGGUCCAGGGCUCAGAAGGCCCUGGUCUCAACAGGAGGAAGAAGUGUCCAAGCAGCAUGUGACUGGUUGUUUGCCCAUGUUGAUGACCCAUUCCUGGAUGACCCCCUUCCCCGGGAAUACGUCUUGUACCUGCGCCCAACAGGCCCCCUUGCACAUAAGCUCUCUGAAUUUUGGCAGCAGUCACGGAUCUCCUGUGGUAAAAACAAGGCACACAAUAUUUUCCCACACAUUACGCUGUGCCAGUUCUUUAUGUGUGCCGACGGCAAAGUGGAUGCCCUAUGUGAUGCCCUGCACAGUGUCGUAAUCAAGUGGCGCAGCAAGUUCCCUGUCCCUCUGCCUCUGGAACUUUAUACGUCCUCCAACUUUAUUGGGCUGUUUGUUGAGGAGCAGUGUGCCGAGGAGCUCAAAAAGUUUGCUGCUGACUUUGCCUCAGAAGCUGCCUGCAAAGCAGAUGUCCAUGUGGAACCACAUAAGAAACAACUCCAUGUCACCCUGGCAUACCACUUCCAAGCUAACCAUCUGGGUACUCUGGAGAAACUGGCCAAGACUAUUGAUAUCAAGUUGGGCUGUGAUUGGGUGGCAGCUCUUUUCUCUAGGGACAUCCGUUUUGCGAAUCAUGAGACUUUAAGAGUGAUGUACCCUUACACACCUCAAAAUGAAGAUGAGCUAGAGCUGGUGCCAGGAGACUUCAUCUUCAUGUCACCAAUGGAGCAGACCACCACCAGUGAGGGCUGGAUCUAUGGUACCUCACUGACCACUGGCUGCUCAGGCCUCUUACCAGAGAACUACAUCCUUCGGGCAGAUGAGUGUGACACCUGGAUUUUUCAUGGGUCUUAUUCGUUCCUCAACCUAGGUUCACCAAUAGGAUUUGGCAUGAGUGACAGGGCCUUGGAUGGCAAGCUAUUAGAAGAACAUGGCCCAGCCGAGUCUCCCAGUCUCAGUGUGAUCUGUCAGCCAAUGCAGGUACUGCGGCUAAACCCUCACACACAAAUGCCAAAGCGCUGCCUAUUUGUGUGCCGACAUGGUGAAAGGAUGGAUGUUGUAUUUGGAAAGCACUGGCUUUCACAGUGUUUCGAUGUGAAAGGUAGAUAUGUUCGUACGAAUUUAAACAUGCCUGCCAGUUUACCUCAGCGGAGUGGUGGAUUCCGGGAUUAUGACAGAGAUGCACCCAUCACAGUCUUUGGGUCAACGCAAGCCAGGCUAGUAGGAGAGGCUUUGCUGGAGAGCAACACUGCUGUUGACUUUAUCUACAGUUCCCCCUCAUUGCGUUGUGUGCAGACUGCUCAUAAUAUACUAAAGGGAAUGCAACAAGAAAAUAAACUGAAAAUUCGAGUAGAGCCUGGACUAUUUGAAUGGACUAAAUGGGUAUCAGGUAGCACUUUACCAGCCUGGAUUCCCUUGGCAGAUUUAGCUGCAGCCAAUCUGAGUGUGGACACAACAUACAGACCUCACAUACCAAUCAGCAAACUAGGAGUUUCUGAGUCCUAUGAGACCUACAUCAGCAGGAGUUACCAGGUGACAAAGGAAAUCCUGUCAGACUGCAAAAGCAAAGGUAGUAAUAUUUUGAUUGUAGCACAUGCUUCGUCUCUAGAAGCCUGCACUCGCCAGCUCCAAGGUCUGCCCCCUCAGAACUCCAAGGACUUCGUGCAAGUUGUUCGGAAGAUUCCUUACCUGGGUUUCUGUGCUUGUGAUGAACUUGGUGAUACUGGAGUUUGGCAGCUGGUGGACCCCCCCAUCCUACCCCUAACCCAUGGGCCAAAUCAUUGCUUCAACUGGAGAGAGACCCUAUUGGACAACUGAUUGCAAGGUUGCCCAAGGAUUCAGCUGUAAAAGUCAAGUUCUCCAAAUGCUUUAGCCCUCUUGUCACCACAUUGUGCCAAUGUGGCAAACAAAUCAACAUCACAUCAUCUCUCUGUGUCUUUAGUGUUCAAACAGUUUGGCUCUAAAAAACUGUUUCUAAGUAACCAAGCAUUGGGUGCCAUCCUGCUUCAUGGCACAAUGCCUCUUGAUUUUUGUUGAAUGUGCUCAGUCUCACCACAGAAUUGCCUUUGCACGGUGAAACAAAGGGAGUGAGCAUUACUGCACUUUGGAAAGUGGUGAAAAACCUGUAAGUGUUUGGUUUCACUUACCUCACCAUACCUUCCUCCAAUGCUUUUCGUGAUAUUUGUAGCAUUUUGUGUCUCUGACCAUUUUUUAAUUCACUAAGUUGUGAAGCCAUGGGGUGAAGGGCAGGGUACAAGUGUUGGAGGAAUCUGGCUUUUCUCUGAAACAGUACAAGUCUUUGGUUGCUUGAGCAGCCUAUACUUAGACUUGGAGAGCAUCAAGUUACAUACAGAAGGGGUCUAAAUUGUUUUCUUAGUAUGGUGGAGAAAAGCAGAGCAAAUGUGAUGAGCUGUUUAUGGUGCAUGUUAGUGUGGAAUCUAUGUCACAUUGAAGUCAGUGUCUUAAAUAGUGUAUUCACAACACCUGGAAGAAACAUGUCUCUGAUCCUGUAUAUUGGGUAGUUAGUUAUGGCGUAUAAAAGUUCAAAUGUUUAGCCAGUUCCCAAAGAUACGUCUCAAAAGGGACCUUGGUUUUUCUGAAAUUUAGCAGAAACUGGAAUCUGUGACUAAUGCAAUUACUUUUGAGAGCUCUGCAAGCUGUUCUAUGCAGGAAGGUAUAGCUAUUUGUGAAAUAAUUUAUUUUUUUGAUGUUAAAUGCUGGGUGUGGGUGGGAUGGGUUGGGGUGUAUGAAAUUAUACUGGAGAAAAUUCCAGCACUUCCAUGGAAAAUAUGAUUUGUGAAACUUGAGAAGCGCACUUUCAUCUGUGGUUUCCCAGGCACAGCAGCACCCAAAUAGUAGGUUUGCUCCUUUAUAUUUUCAGAAAUCUAUCAUUAAAUCUAUGGAUCCCAAGUUGAAUAACCUGAGAUGACAAUACUAAAAAAACAAAAAAAAAAACAAAAAAAAAAAAGCCUACCACUGCAGCACUGCACUUCAAGUAUGCCAGUUUCCCUUUGGGAGGCCAAAGAUAAGCUCUUCCACCCAUCAGUCACCAUCCAUCCAGCCAAACCUGCCACCCUUUAACUUUUGACAUUUAAAUAGUUUUACUGGGGAGUGAGAUGAGACUCUUGUGACAUAUGUAUAAUUUAUUGCGUGUAGGCAGGGCCUCUUUGCACAUGGACUAACUUCAGAAUACUUCAUCUAAUAGUUGGCUUUUAAUAUUGUCAAUUAAAAUGUCUGGGUAACGCCUUGAGCUUAGCUUUGUCUGCAGUGGCUUUAUGCACUAAGAGUAUUUAAUUUUAGGCAGUAUAAUUAAAUUUCAGUAUACUAUUUUGAAACAUUUUUGUGCUAUAGGUUCAACAGGAUGUUUAAUAUGUAUUUUGUAAAUUGUGAACUUAUCAUCUUUAAAUGACUUUAAUUUUUUUUUCUUUUUUGCCUUGACUAUCGUUGGCUCAUUUAAUUAUUUCCCUUAUUCAUUCAUUCAGUUAUUUUCAAAACUUGAUCAUUCAUUUCAAUUCAGAGGGAGGUGGAUCUCAUCCUAAUGGCCCUGAUUGAAAGGCUGGUACAAAGUUUGAAUAGAACGACAUUCUAUUAGAGCUCCCAUACUGCCCGACUAUAUUUUCUGAAAGUCACCUCUAUUCUUAUGCUGCAAAAUAUGUUAUUAUUUAUAGCCAAAAUGUAUUCUCAUAUUCCUUUAUCUCAUGUCAGUUUCAAAAUGAUUUUUCUCAUUUACAAAAAGUGUUCUAAAGAUUUAAGAUUUGACUUUUUUUCUGAAAUAUAUUAUCAUGUUUAAACUAGUGAUCUAUUUUAAAGAACUGAUUCCAUUCAUAAAACAGGCUACUUUUCUCACAAAAUACUAUCUCUUAAAUUCUAUUAUCCUUUUUCAAUGACUUACUGACUCAUGGCAAAGAAGUGUUACGUCAUCCUGUAUGUCUUCUUACCACUUCCCAUCUAGGUGUUAAUUUAACAUUUGUAGAUUACUUUGGUGCUAUUCAUAUAAUCUUUUUAAGAAAUUUGAAUGCUAUGUUUACCUCAGGAUCUCUUUAACCCACUUGAGUUUAACUGCAGUAAGUUCAAAAAACAUGUAUUGAAAGAAUUCCUAAUGCUCACUGCCACCAAGUGUGUUUUUGUACCUUGAAGUAUCUCAACCCUCGGUGAGUUCCUUCUGCUUACUGUAGUUCUGCUGUGUGAGAGAGAAUGCAGUUGAACUCAUAUUUAAUCUAUAAAAGAGCAAUUCUGAGUAAACGGGAAAGACAGAGAAAAAGACGAUCUGUUUUACUGUUCAAAGCAUAUAAUUUCAGGUUUUAUCAUACGUAUUAUCUAAAUGACAAGGAACAGAGUGACUGCAGGAUUUCUCAAAGAGAAAUCUGUCUUAAUUUUGGCUGAAAAAGGUGUUGUAGUUAACUCGUUUGUUAGUCAUUUUACUGUUAGUUGACUCUUCUAAAAAUAUUUUUAUUAAGCCAAAAGAAAACAUAAGAAAUGUUCAAAAAUGUGUUCCUCCGAUAUGCAGUGUAAUGGAAUUCAUAUAGUAACAACAGUAAUCAUUAACUAGAAAAUAUCCUUGUGUUAAUUAAAUGGUGCCUUCUGCACUAAAACUGAGUUUUGGGAAAAGAAAGUAAAGUGCAAAACACAUGUCCUAAUAACAUAAAGUACUUGGUAAGGCUGUUUGUACCUUAGAAGAUGAUCAAAUUGUAGUCAGUACACACUGCAUCGCAGGCAGUUAGGCAAAACAUGGCACCAUUAUGGGAGAUGUCUUCAGAAUAUUGUAGAUCAGGGGAUAUGCAGCUUAGAGUGUUGUGUAAAUGCAGCUUGGUUAAUGCAGUCAAGUAAAGUAUAUAUCCAAGCCUAAAGUUUUACUAUCUAAUUUUUUCAAAUAGUCUUAUGGAUGUUGUUUCCAUCAUUUAUUACUUAAUUUACAGCACAUUCUUAUGUCAUGCCCAAGACUUCCAUAUUGCCUUUUGUGUGAAUAAGAAUGAGGAAUACUUACAGUCUUGUGCAUUUCAUGAUGAGUGUCAUCCUGAAAGACUACUCAUGCAAAGCACAGACUUUCUUAAAUAGAUGUGAUAGUGGCCAUGUUCAAAGGGAGAAAAGGUUGGCACAUGGUGCUCUUUAUUUCCUCCCUGCUUUAGUCCAUAGGCCUUCUGAAUCUCUAGCAGGUAAUGCAACUCACUGGUGGUUCAUUUGCUUCUGUCAUGGCAGGUUGACAUAUGUAGUUCCUGGCACUGAGUGCCUGGUUGGGCUCUGCCCUUCGUAAGUGCCAUCCAUUUUUGCCUGUAGACCCCUGUCAACUACACCACCCAUCACAGUGGAAAUCUUGUGACUCCCAUUUUUUCCCUUUACAACACUUUUUAACUGGAGAAUGAGCUUAAGUGAACGUGUCAUUUUCUUGUUUCUGUUUUUAAUAGUUCAAUACAAAACCAUACAAUAUUUAUUUCUUUAGCUCUACUGGGGAAUUUACCAAAGAUUUGCAUAAUAUGUUCAAAAGAAUUGAAUAGUUUUAUUAAGCUUUUGUGUUAAUUUUCUGUUAACUCAUUUUUAAAUGCAUAUUUUAAUAAACUGGUGCAAAUGUAAUUGAAUUAAUAGUCCCUACUUAAGAUGCAAUACCAUUAGUACUGGUGCCUGCUUUAAUUUAUUUUUAGUUUUAAAAGAAACAUUUGGAAUCAAUUAAGGGAGCAAAAUGUUAACGAGAAACAGAAUUCUUAAAAUAAACAGUGUCCUGUGUGCUGGUAACAAAAACCCUUUGUUUCAUUCAUUUUCUAUACUUGUAAAAGCACCACUCAUCAUUCUAAAUGUUUUAUAAAUCACAGUUGCCCAAUGAGUUCAAUUUCCAAACUGUUCAAAAUAAGAGUAGAGACAAUGCAUCUAGUUAAAGAAAGUCAACAAUUAUCUUGAGGAGUUUACCUUUGAGUUAAAAACAGCUAUUUUAAACAAACCCCAGUUUCUACAGUGGUCCUAGCCUAACUGUCAUGUAGUGAUUUUAAGGUGAUCUGCUGAGUAAUUACGUCUUACUUCUGAGUAACUUUUAUUUAGUGCCAAUGAGGUGUAGUAGCUAAUGCACUGGACCUUAAAAUCUAAAGGCUUCUAGUUCAAUUCCCACAUUUAACUCACCAUGUAAUCCUGAACAAAUCACUAAACCUGCUUGUAUUUCAGGUGUAAAAAUAUACAUAACUGUUUAAUAGCUUAAAUAGAAUAAAUUACAGUAUUUGGUUAUGUUCUGUACUCAUGAUUAUCAAAAACCUUGUUCUCAUAAUUUAUGUACUGUAUCUUCUGUGAUGAGGAUGAAAUAAGAUCCACACAUGAGGCAUUAAAUAACAGGAGUUUUGUUUUCUCCCAUGAGCCCUCCAUACUGUAUCUCUAGUUAGACAAAAUAUUAACUAAAAAAGCCAUUUUUUGCACACAUGGAGAGCAUAUGGAGGAAAAGAUCUUACUGAGUCUGUUUGAUAUUUUUAAUAGUAUUUUAUAUCUUCUAUUACUUAUUUAUUAAGGUUCUGUAUGCUACAAGCCUUAAUUGAGGAAAAAAUGUAAAGCAUAGUAAAAUGAAGAGCUAAUGCUAAUUCUGCACUUAAUAAAUAAACAAACCCAGGUCUCAAACUAAAGUGAUAUCAUCUGCAGAUAAUUUUAUAUGCAUCUCUCUUAGGCUUCAGUACUCCUUAUGCUUAUCCAGUUUUUUAGUGACUAUUGAAGUUUGCUGAUUUGCAUUCCUCUGGUGAGCUGUGUUUGAGAAUAAUGUAGGUAGUUCUGCAUUUUAUGUUUUAUUUCUAAUUCCCAUUGGAUCUUAGAUCUAGAGAGAGAGAGAGACUACCUUUAGGGCUGAAUUGUAUCAAUUUCUGUUUAAUUAUUGCCCUUGCCGCCAGUGAAUUUUUUAACAGCUUGUAUGGAAAAUUACUAAGGUAGUGGUUUCCACAUUUUUCAUAAACUAACCCAUAAAACGAAUGACAUUUAAAAGGAAUUUAAAUUAUUUGCAUUCUUGUGUAGCUGAAAAUGUCAAAUAGAGGUGUCGGCCAGGGCUCACACAUAUUAGUCAUUUUAUAUAGCACCUUUUGCAUACUCCUUUAAAAACAAGAGUAUCAUUUCACCUAUUUUCAGAACCUUCCUAUUUAAUUAAAAUGAAUCAGGAAACUGGAGUCUUUAAUCAACUGAACACCAACCCAACACAGGACACUUAUCCAUGCAACUAGCUAUACCAGUUCAGUUUAGAGCCACCAAUAGCCCUAAUCUGCACUUCGUUGCGAGGAAACCAGAAUAUAGGAGCAAAACCCAGAGAGGAAUUUGUAAAGUGCAGGCUGGCAAUGACCAGGCUUUAGAUGUAAGGUAGCAGUACCACUGUGCCAUUCUUCUCAUUUAAUAUCUACUGCAGAAAAGAAGGAAUUAGAAAUUAUACCCAUGGCUUUCACCUCAGCUAGUUCUAUCACUUGUGUUUCAGGCCUGCAGAAAGUCCUAUAGUUGGAGGACUGGAGCAGCUAUCUGCUGAGGACAAAGCUACAAUACUUCAUGUUCUGAUAUCUGGUACAUUUCAAUAUCAAACACUAUAUAUAGAAUAUUUGUCAUCACUGGCCUCAUCCAUUGGAACAAAUUAAUUCUUCAUAUGAUAUUUCAAAAUGUUUAUUUACGUUCACCAAAAUGCUCAUAAUACACUAUCAUCCAUCCGUUUUCCGAACUGGUUUAUCUGGUUCAGAGGUGCAGGGAGCUGUAACCAGGAUACUACUGUGAUACACUGUAUUAAUGUUAUUAUCAUCAAUAUAUAUUUUAUUUACUUAAAUAAAUAAACAAAAUAUUGUAAAGAGUUGAGGACCAACCAGGUAACCCAUUUUAUAAAGGCGAUCGAACGAAAAGUUAAAGCAGGAAUAAGAAUGUUUUGUAAGUCUCAGUUUCAAAUGUCUUCUGUGAGUUCAUUAUGCUGUGCAAGUGUGGUCCAAAAGGUGACAAUUUCCAGUCCAGUCCCUUUGCUUUUUAAAUAGUUCCCAGGGAGGAAAAGGCAGGACCCCUGCAGUCGUACUAUAAGUGGAGUUCUGGUCUGUGGGAAAGAGAGAAGAGAUGCUUGGCAAUCACUUUCAUCCCUGUCCAGUGGUUGACUGUACCACCUUGAUAGAGCCAGUUUGAUGCUCCCCAAGCAUCUGUGUGACAACAGAGAUAUACUUUAAUAAUAAUGAUAAGUUUUAGUUUAAAGUUUAUGUUAAUCUAGAUGCUGAAUGCACAGAAGCAGAGCAGUCAACAGACAUUAUUUAUUGGAGUUAGGGAAGGGCUACAUCGUUAUGCAUCUGCAAAGGAAAAAAGGUAAACAUUCCCACAAUGAAAAAAAAUGCCAAAAAAGUUGUACCCCUAACCUUUUUUUGUUUUUUUUUUGUUUUUUUCUACUUGGGUACAACCUUUACUUGAUUGACAUCCCUUUCUGUCCUUUCUUUUAGAACCGCAUUGGUGUAUACUGUAAUGGAUCACCAGAUACACUUUUAUAAAAUUCCUUGAUACAGGCUAAUGGAAGGAAUCACAGCUAAAAGGGAUACGCUGUGCUUUUUUUUAUUCUCUCAUCCACAUUACUUGUAAACACAGGAUUACAUUCCAUAAAACAUCAAGUGCCACCUCAGAAAAGAUGAAUUCAAGCAAUGUCAUAAACUAAUAUUCUGCUGUCUCUAACUUUGCUCUAGAUUUAUACCUGCUGCUUUUGAUUCCAGGUUUAAUCUUGAACAAAUGAAUGACUUGAGUGAAAAUCACAACAUGUCAUUUCGCUCUUAACUGGGUGCAGUGGUAAGUGACACCACCAUUUACAUCACAUAGCAUGUUCAGUGAAACGCAGAGCCGAAGCAGGCAGCAGCAUUUUGCAAUAGAGUGUCAUGCUAGACAAGCUAGACAAUAGGUGUACUGUAAAGAGCCCAGUCCAAAGAAAGUUUUUUAGAAAUGCCAGGUGUCAUUUCGGUCUUUUAACUGUUGCAUAGUCCAGCAGAGAGCUUAAACAAAUGGGCAACGGGUGAGAGAGUCAUUAGAACGUAUUAUUCAAAGUUUGUAAUUGCAGCAGUUUGCUCAUUAAUUGAGUGCUGCCUUUGGUGAAGUUCUUCUCACAAACGUGUAAUAGACUGAUGGCCAGCAACCCAUUUUUGGGACCACAGUGCUAAACUAUAUAGCAGUAUUACAAUAUGAUUCAAGCUAGAUGAUUGUUGUGCCAAGCUGCUAUUUAAAACAGCCGUGAUUUGAGAUGAUACACAGAAUUAAAUUAACAGAUCUCUUUACCAAUGAUCAAUAGACAAUACCUGUAGAGUCUGCAUGAAGCUGAUUUUUUUCAAUGACCUUGAAGUGCUGUACUUUCUUCUUCUUCUUUUAGAAGACGAUAUGGCUAACAACUGUUUUUUUCAUUUCUGUAUCAGAUUUAACACCGUGCACCAUUCAAAAAAUAAACGGCUCAGGUUGUCUUGCCGUGUAUAUGAAUGUAAAUCAUGGUUCCACUUGUUAUUUCAGAUUAAUGAGAAAUAACCAUAAUUAUAAAAAGACCACCAAAAUGUGUUUGUUUCAGGGGAACACAAGGACUGCAAGCGUUUUUAUUAAGAGAGACCUGUAUUUUUUUUUCUUGUGCCUUAGCUGCAUAUUUACUUUUCAGCUGUAUGUGACUCAGCCAAGGCUUGACCUUAUGGUGAGCCAUAUUUGUUUUGCAAUAAUGCUUUGUAAUGUCCGUAUAUAAAACGAUGAGAAAUUGUUAAAAUUAAAGUAGACAAUCUAGACUGAGAUUCAAUCCACCAGUAGCAGAUUGCCUAACUAGCAACUUGUCACAUUUGCACAAAAUCUUGGGGUGGUGAAAGCUAUGCACCGUGGUGGCACUGUGCUCAUUCAUGACCAGUUAAUCACAAGCUGACUUGCUCUUUGUACAGAGCACCCCACAAAUGAGAUAUCACCACAGAAGAGGAUCAGAACUUGUGGGAUGGUGUAGAUAUCGGGGGAUGUGGAGGAUCAUGACAGAGGCUCUGCCAUAUAGAUGACUGUACUCUGCAAAUCUUUCUACACUUAGUUUAUCAUCUUACAGCAAAAACCUGAAAGGUAUAUCUUAUAUAAUUAAAUAAAUUAAUUAAUAGAUUUAAUAUAUAUAUAUAUUAAUUAUAUAAAUAAUCCAAAAUGAUUUGGAUUAUUUAACAAUGAAAUCACCUGUGCAUUCUACAAACAGCACCAAAAAUCUGCACCAUAAUUACAAUACUCGUGACCAUUUGCCUUGGUUGACUCCAGAGCUAAAAGGGUAGGGAUGUUUUUCUUGGGGCAAAUCUUCAGUGAAAAAGCUGUGGAAUAUCCAGUAACAAUCCCUAUUUUUCUUAUUGUUCCUUGAAAUACCCCAAAGGAAAGAGUAAUAGUUAACUACAUGAAGGUGUUCAGGACAGCGAUCCUCUCGUCCACAAAAUCCUUUCAAUGUUCAGUCAAUACUGGGAGCACUGACAGGCUUCCCAAUUAUAAUGUUCUAUUUUUCCUAAUAAUUAAGAGUUUACUUUGUAUGAGGUGCUUAUAGAUCUUUCACUGAUACUAAAAUUGAUUAUUUUUAUUUGAGAAUUUCGACCUGCUUAUUCCUAUUUAUGCCUCAACUCCUCUCCUCUUCCGUUUGUUUUUACUUCAUUUUUCUUUUGUGCGUGUGUAUGAUGAAAUGUUGUUCUGUCUGUGCUGCUGGAAAAAGUUUCAGCUUCUCAUGACCCUUAAUUUGAACUUUUCACACCCCUUAAUUUGAUUAGGUAGGUUCAAAACUGGAUGGAUUGGUGCAAAACUAACUGAGAGCUUCAAGGGAAGCAUAUUUAACUAACUAAAAAAGCCAUGUUUUACCAGUCAUUCAAACCCUUUCAAAACCAAACUUUUGUUACACCAAAAAAAGAAUGUAAACCAUUUUAUUUUGACCAUUUUCAAUUAAUUUAAAUUGCUUUAAAUCUGGGUUGUUGCAAUAUCCUCUAUAAGUAAAAAAAGAGAGAGAUUCAUGGAGGGCUUCAAAAGCCUUUAAAAAUUAUGGGGCCUGCUGAACAAAAAUCUGCCCCUUUUCUAAACUGAAUUUGUGUUACUCAGGGCAUAUGAUGGUAUAGUUAAGGAAACAUCCACACCUAUUUACACUAUAAAAGUUAAAGCAAUCACAAAUCACUUUACAGAAGACAGGGUUUCAGAGGGUUGACUCUUCAGAAAGUUACUUUGGUUUGACUAUUAAAACACAAUGUAUUGAUUUGGUGUGCCUUGGUUUCCCUAAACCUAACAUGUCAGAAGCAGUCUUUACUUCCACAAUCCCUCUUCAGCAUGUCCAUAAGAGUGCAGCUUCCCAGACCUUUAUCGUUCCUAUGCCAAUGCCAACACAGCGCCCUGAUUCCUAUAACCUUCCCAGAUAACAGCUAAUAUCCAUGCCAUCUAAGCGUCCCUGUUCUAAUAUCAUCAUCUUGGCUCAAGGUGUCAAGAUUGAAGUCAUUCUGUUGUUACACAGCAUGAUACCAUACCUCAAAGCGAUGAAGCCAGUAAAUUAAUGGCAAAAAUCCAAGACUAGUGACAAGGGGUCCCAAUAAUUUGGUGUCAGUUACCCCAUCACUGCCUCACAGAAAGCUGUGUCGUAAAUGUAACCUUUCCUUAUUUAUUUAAAAAUAAACUUCUUCUGUAAGGAAGCACAUAAUAAAACUGGCUCAUGCACAGAAAGUCAGAUUUUAAAAUUCACAUAAUGCUAAUCUCGUGUAGGAGGAAUGUUACAACUACAGUAUUGAGAUUGCCUCAAGGAGCAAGGUGUUCUGUUAUGAUACGUUUUUACUUAUGUACCACCGGCCCUUGUUGGCCAAAAAAUGCCCUUUAGUUAGUCCCUCCACUGCCUAUUGCACCCAGUGUAUGUUCCUUAUAGGCAAGGUGCAUUGGCCAGCAUGGAAUGGGUAAUUCCCUUGGGUUCUGGAAUGCAUUUUUCUCCAUGUAGGGAUCAGAAGCGAAAAGGAAUACAGAAAUGUAAUCAGUCGAACCUGACAAGGCAGGCCUCUUACUUGAAUAAGUCAUAUUCCUUUAAGAUGCUUUAUGUAUUUAAAUUAUUGUUUAAUUUUUUAUGCAUUUACGGAAACUGAAAAAACUGUGUUUCUAAAGAAUGUGUAUUCUAUUUUGUUGCAAUUAAUUGAUUUCCUCUGUAAUUAUUAUUUACUGCUUCAGAAAUAUAGAAAUGAUGUUUGCAAAUAAAUGUUUUAUUGGCAUUACAGUUUAA